AUGUCUGGAAAACUGGAAUUGUUGUUUUGUAAACUGACACACUUGAGAGUGAAGCUCUAUUUAGACCCUCAUUUGUUGACUCUAGUUGAGAAUACAUUCUCAAAAUGUCUAGGACCUCUAGGCUUUGAUUUCCAUAAUAUACUAGUAGAUAUUCAUAAAGUGCUGGCUUUUGGCUCUAAUAUAAGAAGUUAUAAGAGAAACAUUUCUGACAUGAAGCAGAUGACAGGCUAUAACUUUGAGGACCUUCUACAGUGUGCCCUGCUAGUCUUUAAUAGUCUGUUCCUACAGCUGUAUGAAACAAUCAUCUAUGAUACUAUAGUGGCUUUACACUCUGAAACAUGGCAAUUUGAUGAUGUACUACAAAAAUUUGCUAGUAAUACUUGCCCUGUAUUUGCUACUAUGGAACUAGCUGCUGAGACACACAGGCAUGUGUCUCAUAUACAAACAAGAAUGUCUGGCUCUGACAGGAUAAAUACAAAUGUAAAGAAGGCCUUUAAUACUAACACAUCUAAAGUUCAUAUAGUAGAGCAUUAUACAAAGCAAAUAGUAGAAUAUAGGACUACUGAUUCCUAUAGUACAAAUAUUGGCAAGUCUGAGCACAAGAUGACCAAGGACAGCUAUGCUAGAACAAAUAGAGUCAAUCCUGAAGUAGAAGAGGAGGAGGAGGAGGAGGAUGUAGAGUUAGCCCCUAGUGAUGUUAGAUAUUCUAUUAGGCAGAGAGGAAUUCCAAUUAACCUUCCUUAG
Messenger RNA from Fomitiporia mediterranea MF3/22, 744 nucleotides. RefSeq lists its product as uncharacterized. NCBI's taxonomy places the organism in Eukaryota, Fungi, Basidiomycota, Agaricomycetes, Hymenochaetales, Hymenochaetaceae. The record is from RefSeq and is a predicted model, not a curated record. The transcript is spliced from 10 exons. Bases 1 to 744 code for a protein of 247 amino acids.